Molecule: messenger RNA, 2108 nt
Organism: Aureococcus anophagefferens
Lineage: Eukaryota; Pelagophyceae; Pelagomonadales; Pelagomonadaceae
Exons: 4
Molecular function (GO): RNA binding
Source: RefSeq, a predicted model, not a curated record
CAGACAUCUACGGCGCGAGCGGCGACCGCCGGUCGCUGCCGGACUGGCUGGCGACGUCCGCGUCGCGCCGCGGGAAACGGGCCGCGGACGGCGCCGCCCCGUCGGACGCCCUGCGCGCGGCGCGCUGCAACGACGCCGCAUUCCUCUUCGCCCAUCAUCUCGGCGCCGAGGCGCGCCGCGAGGCCGCGGCGGUGCUGGCCGCGGCGCCGCUGGUGAGCGAGCUCCCGCCCGCUUCCGGCGACGCGUACGGCGCGCUCGAGCUCGCGGGGUCCAUGAGCUGCCGCGCGUGCCACUACGUCGACGAUUUGCCGGCGAACGCGUCGCACCCCGUCGCGACGCCCGACAACUACAACACGACCAUGUACAUGUACGCCGAGGCGCACGGCUCUUCCAUCGCGGACGUCGACUACCGCUACCCGACCCGGCAGGCGCUCUACACGACGACCUGGGCCGAGAAGGCGCGCUCCAGCGCACAUUCCCGGGACUGCUCGCUGCUCUUCGAGAGCGACGGCUCGGUCUGGGAGUGGUACCGCGACAGCGAGAUCUGCGCCAAGCUCAUGGACGGCGCGCCCGUCUUCCCGCCGGACAUGGCGCGCGGCGCGCGGAUGACGGAGCUCGUCGCCGAGGCGCCGCUCGUCGUCCUCAACCCGUUCACGAACGCGUCGAUGCCGCCGUGCAGGCUCUACUGCGCGCCGGACGACGGGCCCUGCUACUGCGAGAGUCUUGUGGAACCGUUCCAGCCCGUGCUCCACACGCACGCGUCCCGCAACCUCUCCGGCUCGCGGUCCUACUACGGGCCCUACGUCCCGACGCCCGGCGACGUCGCGCCCAUCGCCAGGCCCGCCUACUGCCCGGGAGCGGACGCGCCGGCGAAGUUCCCGAACGACACCACGGGCCUCGAGUGCUCCUGUAACCGGUGCUGGCAAGGCGGCAACGGCAACCCGCGCACCGGCGGCGGCGGCCGCGGCGGCGGCCGCGGCCGCGGUCGCGGCCGCGGUCGGCGCGGCCCGCGCGGGCCGAAGCGGUCGCUCGUCGUCAUGGUCGACGUGCCCGAGCACCGCCGUGGCCGCGUCGUCGGCGCGCGCGGCGCGACGAUCAAGCGCAUCGAGCGCGACAGCGGCGCGCGGCUCCAGCUGCCGCGGCGCGACGACCCGGACGGGUCGCUCCGGCUCGCGGGCGCGGACGCCGCGAGCACGUGCAAGCUCGGCGAGCCCUGCUCCGUCAACGGCACGACCUACGAGACCGUCAAGGGCUGCCCGGACAAGUGCCGCGGGCGCCGCGUGCGGGCCUUCGAGGCCCACGCGGCCCACGAGGUCGUCGUCGCGCACCGCUACGACGACGACGCCAACUGCACGGCGUCGGCGAACGCGUCGUGCGCGGGCUACGACGCGACGAACGCCGCCGACGUGUCCUUCGCGCCCGUCUACGGGCCCGGCGCGGGCUCCUUCGAGGGCUUCUUCGUCGCGCCCGUGUCCGCGAACUACACGUUCUACGCGACCUUCGACAGCGACCUGGAACUGUCGCUCUCCGAGAGCGGCGACCCGCGGCGGCGCCGCGUCGUCCUCGGCGGCGCCGACGCGCCGGACGCGGCCGACGGCGACGUCUUCGACGGCUGGACCCACUUCCGGGGCCACUGGUACAAGGUCUUCGCCCACGACGAGCACGACGUCAGCUACGACGCGGCCGAGGCCAUGAAAACGGGCCAGAUCGCGGCCCGCGCGCGCGUCGUCGUCCUCGCCGAGGGCGCGCGGCCCGGCGGCCUCGUGCCGGACAUCGGCGGCGACCGCACGGACUUCCGAGCGGCGCUGCCGGGCGUCGACGUCGACGUGGGCCCGCGCGAGGCCGUCGACGCGUUCGACGCGCUCUGCGCCGCGGACCUCGUCGUCACGUCCAAGUCGGGCUUCUCCCACCUCGCCGCGACGCUCUGCGCGCGGCCCGCGGUCCUCGCCGUGCCCUUCUGGCUCGACUACGCGUGCCUGCCGCGGGCGCUCGAGCUCGCGGAGACGGCCGCCGUCUUCGACAACAACCCGAGCGGCGCGGCCGUGAACCUCACGGCGCGCUUCGACUACGACGAGGCGGCGCUCCUCGCGCUCCUCCGCCCGCCAUAG